AUGGUGCGAUGCGACCGCGGGCUGCAGAUGCUGCUGACCACGGCCGGAGCCUUCGCUGCCUUCUCGCUCAUGGCCAUCGCCAUCGGCACCGACUACUGGCUGUACUCCAGCGCGCACAUCUGCAACGGCACCAACCUGACUAUGGACGAUGGACCCCCGCCCCGCCGCUCUCGCGGCGACCUCACCCACUCGGGACUGUGGCGGGUGUGUUGCAUCGAAGGCAUCUAUAAAGGACACUGCUUCAGGAUCAACCACUUCCCAGAGGACAACGAUUACGACCAUGACAGCUCAGAGUACCUCCUCCGCAUCGUGCGAGCCUCCAGCGUCUUUCCUAUCCUCAGCACCAUCCUGCUCCUUCUUGGAGGGCUCUGCAUCGGCGCUGGGAGGAUCUACAGCCGCAAGAAUAAUAUUGUCCUCAGUGCAGGCAUCCUCUUUGUGGCUGCAGGCCUCAGUAAUAUCAUUGGCAUCAUCGUCUACAUCUCCAGCAACACAGGAGACCCCAGUGACAAACGUGACGAAGACAAGAAGAACCAUUACAACUACGGCUGGUCUUUUUACUUUGGAGCCCUGUCGUUUAUUGUGGCGGAGACCGUGGGUGUCCUGGCUGUAAACAUUUACAUUGAGAAAAAUAAAGAGUUGAGGUUUAAAACCAAGCGGGAAUUCCUUAAGCCCUCCUCCUCCUCACCGUACGCCAGGAUGCCGAGCUACAGGUACCGGCGACGGCGGUCCAGGUCCAGCUCACGAUCCACCGAGGCCUCGCCUUCCAGGGAUGCAUCUCCCGUGGGCCUGAAGAUCACCGGGGCCAUUCCCAUGGGUGAGCUGUCCAUGUACACGCUCUCCAGGGAGCCCCUCAAAGUAACCACAGCUGCCAGUUACACCCCGGACCAGGAUGCUGGCUUCCUUCAGAUGCACGACUUCUUCCAACAGGACCUAAAGGAGGGUUUCCACGUCAGCAUGCUGAACCGGCGGACGACUCCCGUGUGA
Molecule: messenger RNA, 984 nt
Organism: Arvicola amphibius (Eurasian water vole)
Lineage: Eukaryota; Metazoa; Chordata; Mammalia; Rodentia; Cricetidae
Gene: Cacng4
Product: calcium voltage-gated channel auxiliary subunit gamma 4
Exons: 4
Coding region: 1-984 (327 amino acids)
Biological process (GO): neurotransmitter receptor internalization; neurotransmitter receptor transport, postsynaptic endosome to lysosome; transmission of nerve impulse
Cellular component (GO): postsynaptic density membrane; voltage-gated calcium channel complex; AMPA glutamate receptor complex
Molecular function (GO): voltage-gated calcium channel activity; channel regulator activity
Source: RefSeq, a predicted model, not a curated record